This is a messenger RNA of Harpia harpyja (harpy eagle), 7958 nucleotides long. It is a transcript of the gene ITGA9, whose product is annotated as integrin subunit alpha 9. The transcript is spliced from 28 exons. NCBI's taxonomy places the organism in Eukaryota, Metazoa, Chordata, Aves, Accipitriformes, Accipitridae. Gene Ontology annotation, cellular component: integrin complex; external side of plasma membrane. The record is from RefSeq and is a predicted model, not a curated record. Bases 88 to 3186 code for a protein of 1032 amino acids. Gene Ontology annotation, biological process: cell-matrix adhesion; integrin-mediated signaling pathway; cell-cell adhesion. Gene Ontology annotation, molecular function: integrin binding.
CGGCGGCGGGGUCGGGGCGGUGCUCGGCGGGCCGGGGCUCAGCGCUCAGCGGCGCCGGGACGGGCGGCUGCCCCGGGGGCUCGCAGGAUGCCGGCGGCUUCGCGGCGGCGCGGAGCGCGGGUGCUGUGGGCGCUGCUGUGGGUGGCCCUGGCGCGCUGUUACAACGUGGACGUGGGUCGCCCCGUGGUUUUCCAGGGCCCCAACGGCUCCUUCUUCGGGUACUCGGUGCUGCAGCACUACCACGACAGCACGCGGUGGGUCUUGGUUGGUGCUCCCAGGGCAGAAUCUAAAUACAGCGCCUCUGUUCAGUCCCCAGGAGCAGUGUUUAAAUGUCGAGUCCAUACCAAUCCUGACAGAAGAUGCACAGAACUGGAUAUGGGUCGAGGCAAUUCUCGGGGCACACUCUGUGGAAAGACCUGCAGAGAAGACAGAGAUGAUGAAUGGAUGGGCGUGAGCCUGGCUAGACAGCCAAAGGCUGGUGGAAGUGUGCUGGCAUGUGCGCACCGCUGGAAAAACAUCUACUACGAGACAGAGUACAUCCUGCCCCAUGGCUUCUGCAACAUCAUUCCCCCCAACCUGCAGCCCAAUGGGAGGAAGCUCUUGCCCUGCUACGAAGAGUACAAGAAGAAGUACGGAGAGGAGCAUGGCUCGUGCCAGGCAGGGAUCGCGGGCUUCUUUACUGAGGAGUUGGUCAUCAUGGGGGCACCAGGAUCUUAUUAUUGGACAGGAACUGUCAAAGUACUGAAUCUCACUGACAACACAUAUUACAAGCUGAACGAUGAUGCUGUGAUAGCCAGGCGGUACACAUACCUUGGAUAUGCAGUGACAGCAGGUCAUUUCUCUCAGCCGACUACCACGGAUGUUGUAGGAGGAGCUCCCCAGGAUGGAGGCAUCGGAAAGGUUUAUAUUUUCAGAACAGACAGACGAUCAGGCUCUCUAGUAAAGAUUUUCCAGGCUUCAGGAAAAAAGAUGGGCUCUUACUUUGGCUCCUCCUUAUGUGCAGUUGAUCUGAACUCUGACGGGUUGUCAGACCUGCUGGUCGGAGCACCUAUGUUUUCUGAGAUCAGAGAUGAGGGUCAAGUCACAGUCUAUAUCAACAGAGGAAACGGAGUGCUGGAAGAGCAGCUUGUCCUGGAUGGUGACAGCACAUACAACGCACACUUUGGGGAGAGCAUGGCCGCCCUCGGUGACAUCGAUGAUGAUGGCUUCUCAGAUGUUGCCAUUGGAGCGCCUAAGGAGGAUAACUACAUAGGAGCAGUGUACAUUUACCAUGGGGAUGCCAAUGGUAUUGUACCUCAGUACUCUAUGAAGCUGUCUGGGCAAACAAUAAACCCGAUGCUGCAGAUGUUCGGCCAAUCCAUAUCAGGCGGAGUCGAUAUGGAUGGCAAUGGUUAUCCAGAUAUGACUGUUGGAGCCUUCUUGUCAGACAAUGUGGUACUUCUGAGAUCCAGGCCUGUCAUUACCAUGGACAUCUCCAUUUUCCUGCCUGCAUCCAUCAAUAUCACAGCUCCUCAGUGCCAUGAUGGCUUGCAGCCAGUGAACUGCCUCAAUGUCACAGCAUGCUUUCGCUUCAGUGGCAAGCGCGUUCCUGGAGAAAUAGGUUUGAAUUAUAACUUGACUGCUGAUGUGGCAAAGAAGGAAAAGAGCCAGCAACCCAGAGUUUACUUUGUGACUUCUGGAGAGACAGUGGGGCAGAUCACAGAGAAGUUACAACUAUCGUACAUGCAGGAAAAGUGCGAGCAUUACCUAGCGUAUGUCAAGAAAAGAGUCAAAGAUGUCAUAUCUCCAAUUGUAUUUGAAGCUGCAUACAGCCUUGGGGAACAUGUGAUAGAAAGAGGAAAAGAGGGCAAGGAACUACCUGCUCUCAAGCCCAUUCUCCGCUGGAAGAAAGGACAAAAGAUAGCACAAAGGAAUCAGACUGUUUUUGAAAGGAACUGUCAAUCUGAUGACUGUGCUGCCGAUUUGAGACUUCAGGGUAAAUUAUUGCUGUCUAGUGUUGAUGACAGAACUGCCUACCUGGCCCUGGGAGCGGUGAGGAACAUCUCACUUAACAUUUCCAUCUCUAACAUUGGGGAUGACGCCUAUGACACCAAUGUUUUCUUCAAUUUUUCUGGGGAGCUCUUCUUCAUCAAAAUGUGGCAAAAGGAGGAGCUGGGCAUUGCCUGUGAGUUGCUGGAGUCAGACUUCCUCAAGUGCAGCGUGGGAUUUCCUUUCAUGAGGUCGAAAUCUAGGUAUGAGUUCAGUGUGAUCUUUGACACAAGCCACUUGUCUGGGCAAGAAGAAACGCUUACCUUCCUUGUCACUGCCCAAAGUGGAAACCUAGAACGCACUGAAUCUCUGCAUGAUAAUACUCUAACCCUCUCGGUACCCCUGAUGCAUGAAGUGGACUCAUCUAUCAAUGGAGAAGUCUUCCCUACUUCAUUUUUCUACGGUGAUUCUGUGGAAGCAUCCAACUUUGUUCAGUUGGAAAACCACGAAUGCCUUUUCCAGUCUCUCAACUUCACGCUGCAGGUUUACAAUGCUGGACCAAGCAGUCUCCCUGGAGCUUUUGUUGACAUUUCAUUUCCAAACCGCCUCUCUGCCACUGGAGCCGAAAUAUUUCACCUUCAGCAAAUGAUGGUUGGUCAGGACAAAGGAAGCUGUUCUUUUCACAGAAACCCCAGCCCAUGCGUUGUUCCUCAAGAGAAUGAAAAUAUUUUCCACACAAUAUUUGCUUUUUUCACGAAGUCUGGCAGAAAAGUAUUGGACUGUGAAAGACCAGGCAGGUCCUGCUUAAUCAUACGCUGCAACUUAAGCUCACUAGCCAAAGCAGAGUCCUGUGAUAUAAGUAUCUACACGCUGCUGAAUACUGAGAUACUGAAGAAGGACAGUUCAUCGGUCAUCCAGUUCGUCACAAGGGCGAGGGUACGGGUGGACCCUGACCUCAGAGUUGUGGAGGUGCCCAAUGGGAGCCCAGAAGAAAAACCAGUGGUCUUUGAGGCUUUGCACAAUCUGGAGCCUCGCGGGUAUGUUGUCGGAUGGAUCAUUGCCAUCAGUUUGCUGGUGGGAAUUCUCAUCUUCCUGUUGCUGGCUGUGCUCUUAUGGAAGAUGGGCUUCUUCCGCCGGAGGUACAAAGAAAUUAUUGAGGCUGAAAAGAGCAGAAAGGAGAAUGAAGAUAGUUGGGACUGGGUCCAGAAAAAUCAGUGAACUGCCCAUGAAAACUAAAGCCCAGUCAUGUGACACGUGCUUGCUAGCCUAUAGGUCCUGCUCUCGUAUCUUCCAUAUGUGGAAGAAGGAAUCUUCUCCAGAUUUUUCGGAGACCCCAUUGAUGCUGUGUCUUUAUCACUCCAACAAGCUAGGGAACAUAUCCUGAGGCAACCACUGCAGCCAUGUCAGGUGACUGGAGCAAUUUACACUUCAUUUAAGAGCUGAACUUUGAACUUUGGUAACCAAGCUGCAGUGCAGAGCAAUAUUUAUGAAUCCAACUAUGUGGUAUACCCUCAGGGGAAGACUGUUACCUAAAAAUAUUUUUUAUAAAUAUAAGCUUUUUAUAUUGAUCAUGUCUUUAUAUUUGUAUCAAUGUUUUAUAAUUUCUAUUGAAUAGCUAUAUAGUUCACUCAAGCACUGAUACCUGGCUAAAUCCUUGGAAAUACAUAUAUGUAUAUAUAAAUCCUAUUGUACUUUUAAACUUCAAUGCAAGAGAGAAGAGAGACAUUUGCAGAUUAAAGUAGCUGAAAUCCUCAUAUGCUUAAUUCACAAGGCUUGGUAAUGUUGUAUAUAGACCAUUUAAUGGCAAUAAGCCAGUCUUUUAAUUAUCUCUUUUUUUGAGUUGAAUUUGGUGUUUGAUUUAUAAACUAAUGAACCUAAAAUAUUACACAGAUGUGAUAUUCUGUAUCUGAGUCUAUCCUUUACUGGCCUGAAUGGGAGAGGAUGAAAACACUUCCUCGGUGAUGUGUAGCAAGACUUGUAGCUUGCUUUGGCUCACUGAAGAAAGCAUCACAGAAUGUUUUCCUUUGGGAAUUUUUCUCCUGCAGUCUCUAGUAGUUUGAUAAUGGUCUAGGACUGUACAAUUGAGAUACCAGAAGGAUAUCAUUGGGCCAACCACUAUGGCAUUGACAAAUUCCUUGGAAUUAAAAAAAAAAAGAAAUGGAGCCAUAUUAAUGUUAAGAAGGAUAGUUUUUAAGCUACUGUUAAUUAUUGUGAUCUGUUGCUAUCAAAGCAAGUGAUAAAUUGCUACAAGCUAUGAGCAGUAUGCCUGCCUUGUGAGUUUUAUACACAAGUCAUGAGUUUGUUUAUAUGAUAACUUAAAGAGAGAUAAGUAGAUACAAGGGUUAAAAUGUUUGCAUCCUGAGAUUCCAUAUCCGUGUGUUCCAAGUACUGAAUGUCAUCCUUCCUCAAGCAUCAAGAAGGAAGUUUAGUCAAGGUGCAGAUGUUACUGGAUCUCAGAUUGCCACUUUGUUCCCUGGUAAUUCCUUAGCAAAUCACUUGUUGAAUUAGAAGAAAGUUAGUUGUAAUAAAUUCAACCAUGUUUCUUCAAAAAGCUCUUGGAUUUCUGAAUAGAAAUAGUGGAACUCUGUAAGACUUGGCUUUAGAUUCUACUUGUACUUUGCACCUUGUGUAAAUAAGAAGUAAAUGUCACAUUGGUAUAAAAUCCAUGUAAGGGAAAGAAGGGUCGAGCUCUGUGGUAGAAGGUGAAGGAGAAACAGGAAUGAAUGGCUGCAAGAUGUCUCCUUCCAUAAGGGUAAGGUAAAAGAACUGCUGGAAUUUUGGAAAUCUGCUUGAGAACAGGUCUUAUUCUUGCUCUUGCUUGCCAAAUUCGUUAUAGCUUCAAACUUUAAAAAAUUUACCACAUCCAUAUUCCUGUUUGCUUUUUUCCCCCACUGGCAUUAAGUGCCUGCUGUUACUACAGUAUUGAUCAAUAUUUAUUAACUUAACUAUCUGCACCCAUUAGGCAGAAGAUGGUUUUUAAGUGAAUGAAGUGUGUUGAUUCAACAUUUGACAAGAAAAGCUAUUAGUCUAUUCAGUUAUCUUUCUUAAAAGAAUCAUUGGUGAUUUGACAGGUUUUGAAUAACAAAUGAUCAUUUAAGCCAGAAUCCGAAGAAAACUGCUGAGGCAAAAUCCUGUUAUAACCACAUGUAGUGGACUGCAGAUUUUUCAUCAGAGUGCAAAACCAAAAGGCUGAUGGCCUUUGACUGCACUGUUAUAUUAGAGGCUAUUGAAUUCCUCACAGUAUAUUUCUGACAUCAGUUAGUUUUGCUAGUAUUUAAACCUAAAGUAUCUAUUUUUUCUGUUGUUGAAAAAUACCCAAGACUGACAGAUAGAAGUUGGACAUGAGGUUGAUUCACAACUAUGAAUUGAAUAAGAAAUUGCUUAGAAUACUUGCUGAAAAAAAAGAAUUCAGUUUAUUUAGCUGUAAGAAUUUUCAGUAUCUGUCCUCUCUAAAACUGAGCCCCUCCAAAAUUAUUAAAAAAUGGUGAAAAAAUAAUUCAGGGGACAAAUGAAACUAUUUGUGAAUUUAACUGAAUUUGAAAGUUUCCAUCCAAAAAAGGAGGAAAUUCCAUUUGAAAAGUUGAAAUGCCUCAUUUCCACUUUUUAAAUAAAAAUUUACUUUCAGAUCUGCCAAAAAUGCUUCAUUACAAUAUUUUAAAAAUCAACAUUAGUUAUUCCUCUGAAACAUCUUUUUAAAGUAUAUGAAGAAAAGAGUUUUUUUAAACUGACUUUUUUUAAAGUAAAAUACCCAUUAAUCAUUUCAUAUUGUGUUGGACAAUUUUUUUUUUUUUUUGGUCUCAAGGCAAAAAUGUUUUUCUUUUUUUGGUUAAAGUAAAAAAAAAAAAAGUAAACCCCAUUUGAGUGAGCCCACACUGGACUUUUUUGAUACCUGCCUUGAAUUGUCUACUAUUGAUCCAGCACAAGUCAUCACUCAGUGAAAAUCUAGUUGUUGGCCAGAUUAGUGACAUGUUCUUGAAAUAAUCCAUUAAUUCUUAGUAUCAUCACUGUUAGGUACUCAGUAGUUCUGUUGUCACAGGUGCUUUUGUUUUUAUAUGUAUAACUCUUCAUAAUUUUUGUCUUUUUUUUUUUUUUUUUGGUCAAAUUCCAUUGUGGCUCUUGCUUGUUUCCAGUUAAGAUAGUCAGACUUGACAAUGAAACAUACCAACACUUAGUAUUAAAAUCCUGUAGAUGCACCUUUCCUCUCCUUAAAAAGCAACCAAACAAGCCAAACAAAAAAACCCACUAAUAUCAGUUGGUUGCAAUCAGUUUCUAACCCAAAAAUCUUAUGAAACCGUAAUAUACUUCAAGAAUGUGUAGAACAUAGCUGUGCUAUAGAUCUGCUGGGUUUUUUUAAACUAAGAAAUUGUAACAAAUGUAAUUGUGUCAAAAUCUAGAGACAUGGUUACAUUGGAAAUUGCUUCUAGGGCUCUGGAAGUUCCCAUCUGUCAGCUGCAUGUUAGUUCCUUUGUGCUGUACCGCUUGCGCAGCAGAGCUGGGGGAAGUCAUUGUACCAGUUCUCUCCAGUUAAUCCAUUUUGGGACAAAGUCAUCAAUUGUCUUGGCUGAAUUGGCGUUGUAUUUUUUUUAUGCAGCGGGCUCACUUUGCACUGGCUUUAAGCUAUGCAAGGGGAAGCUUAGAAGUGGGGCAGUAGCAUUUUUAAAUGCAUUAUCUGGCACCUGAGAGAUCUUUUGUUUAAGCCCUGAAGCUUGCAAUGUGCAGGGUGUCUUCUUACAGAUAGUACCCUUGAAGUUGCUUUUAGGGUAGGAAGAAAACAAUCUCAGAAAAAUAUGAUCAGGAAGAAAGGGGGGAAAUAAUUAAGGAAAAAAUCACUUAAUGCAGAGCCUAUGCUGUUGCAACCCCAUUUAAUUUCCAGCUUGACAUCAAGAAGAUCACAGUCAUUUCAGAGUUUUGGUGGCCCACAGCACAGGGGUGAAUUUCACUUCUCAAGAGCUGGAAGUAUUUGCCACUAUUCACAGCGUGUUUUGUGACCAUUUCAUUUGAAAACCAAAGGUCUGCUCUUGGAGGUGAAUUUCCAUCAGUUCACCCCAAGCAACAGCAGGGCUGGUGUACUCUGAGGCUGUCACUGGUAUGCUCUAGUAUUUGGCCAUUGUAGCUAACAAAAAUACUAGCUAUGUUCUUCUGAAUAAACCUAGGUUUUAAUUUGCCCAAUUACAAUGAGGAAAUCAGCAAACUGUAGAAAACACUGGAGCAGCCUCUGAAUUGAAGUCACCUCACAAAUCACUUGGGUUAUGUGAGAGAGAAAUUGUGCUUGAUGUGAACCCCAACCCUGUAAACCACUUAAGCAAUCCUUUCAUCUCAAAGUGGCAAAGGCUUUUGCAAUGCCGAGCAUACCAGUGAGGACAACCCUCUCUGCCUCAAUACAUGAAUGGGAAGGACCCUACGUACAAGUCAGUGAUGUGCAGGUGACUCAGCUUGCUGAAAGCAACAGUUGCGCAAAGAUGGGUUUUGGCAAUAUUUAGUAUCAACGUUCUUGAAUGUCUUCUGUUCAUAGACACAUUUUGGACUCUUGCACAAGUGUCAAGUGUAGUAUCCAUGUGGUGUGGGAACAUACAGUAUUGCUUUCACUAGAGGAUAAAGGGAGUCAUGGAACUAAUUUCUACCUUUGUCCAAGCUCAUCCACUUGCUAGGGUUUCUUGGCUAUAAAUGAAAGUAGGAUUUGGUUCAUUUAGUGUACAUUGAUUAAACUGGCAUGAAGACUAUAGUUGCUUUUGGAGCAUGGUUUGCAUACCAGUAGGAUACCUGCACCAUUGUCACUCCUUUUUCUUAGAAUGUCACUCCUUAUGUAUUGUAAAAUUGAAUGUUUCUUUUUGUGAACUUGUGGUCGGAAGAAUGCGUUCACUCUUAUCGAUGUCACCUGUAUUUAGAAGCUCGUGUUCACCUGUAUUCUAAUUCACUUGCACUGUUUUGGAAAUGUCAGGUUUACAGAAAUACAACUUUUUGGAAUAAAGAGUGGCUGCAAAUUUAUCCUA